Tremella mesenterica DSM 1558 is the source of this 657-nucleotide messenger RNA. RefSeq lists its product as uncharacterized. Gene Ontology annotation, biological process: DNA-templated transcription. Bases 1 to 657 code for a protein of 218 amino acids. The transcript is spliced from 6 exons. Gene Ontology annotation, cellular component: RNA polymerase III complex; RNA polymerase I complex; RNA polymerase II, core complex. Gene Ontology annotation, molecular function: DNA-directed RNA polymerase activity; DNA binding. NCBI's taxonomy places the organism in Eukaryota, Fungi, Basidiomycota, Tremellomycetes, Tremellales, Tremellaceae. The record is from RefSeq and is a predicted model, not a curated record.
AUGUCACAAGACGUCGAUAGAGAAUUAGCUAGACUAUGGAGAGUAUCCAGGACGGUGCAUGAAAUGGUCAGAGAUAGAGGAUACCUGGUGGCGGAAUAUGAGAUUGAACAAUCUUUUGAAGAUUUCAAAGAUGCUCAUGGAUCAUCAGGAGUUGUCGAGAUGAAGAAAGAGCUGAUUGUCAACAGUCGAAAUAAUAUGCACUUCACUUGCGAUCAUUCUGAACGAACGGGUGAUAGGUUAUUAGUAUGGUUUUGUCCUGAAAGAAACGUUCCUAAAUCGUCUAUCAAAAUAUUUCUAGGACAAAUGGAACAUCGUAGUGCCAACAAAGGUAUUUUGAUCCAUCCUGAUAAAAUGGGUAGUGCAGCGAACAAAGCGAUGAUGGAGAUGCAAGCGGAAUAUCACCUGGAAAGUUUUUCAGAAGCAGAUCUUUUAGUCAAUAUAACCAGACAUUUCCUAGUACCGAAACAUACCAUCAUGAGACCUGAAGAGAAAGCUGCGUUGAUAAAGAGAUACCGUUUGAAAGAAACUCAACUUCCUAGGAUAAUGAUCACCGAUCCCGUAGCUAAAUACUACGGUAUGCGUAGAGGUCAAGUAAUGAAGAUUGAAAGAGCUUCAGAAACAGCAGGAAGGUACAUAACUUAUCGUAUAUGUAUGUGA